Molecule: messenger RNA, 330 nt
Organism: Diversispora eburnea
Lineage: Eukaryota; Fungi; Glomeromycota; Glomeromycetes; Diversisporales; Diversisporaceae
Source: the annotation of a GenBank genome assembly
CGUAUUAAGACUACAAUUCUUGAGCUUGAGACAAGAAAUGCAAAAUUAAAACCAAUUAUAGAGGAAUUUACAAAGAAAUCAGAAUCUAGCCACCUUGUGAUUGAGGUGCAAGGAAAUCAGCAUCGGUUUCAUAACACCGGUUGGUAUAAAGAUGUUAAAAAGCUCGAGGAUAUUGUUAAUCGAGAUCGGCAAAAAAGAUCCAUGUGUCAGGAUAAUGGAAUUUUUCUUCUUGAGGUAUGGUAUGAUGAAAAACCGGAAAUUGUUAUUCCUAAAAGGAUACAAAAAAUUAAGGGUUUCGUUAAUCAAAAUUCCAAAAUUUUCGACCUAUAA